Orbicella faveolata is the source of this 3606-nucleotide messenger RNA. Its product is annotated as angiopoietin-related protein 1-like. NCBI's taxonomy places the organism in Eukaryota, Metazoa, Cnidaria, Anthozoa, Scleractinia, Merulinidae. Gene Ontology annotation, molecular function: extracellular matrix structural constituent; oligosaccharide binding. The record is from RefSeq and is a predicted model, not a curated record.
AUUACAGCAUUUGCAUUAGUAUACUAGUAGAAUUCUACUAAUACUGGUUAUUUCAGGAGGCUGGCUUCUGAUCUUCAACAUCGUGAUUGAUGGCAACUCAUCUCCUCCCACCUCCUUGGGUAUCGAGCCAUCAUACCGCGGUAUCAGCCACUAUAACAACAGUAACAUGGUUCUAGCGACUAGCGCCUUAAAUGAGCUAAGAUCUCAUUUGUCUUUCGCGCAGCUGAGAUUCCACUGCAGAAAACAACUUGGACGUACGUUCCACGUGUCUACGCUCGCUAACAAUGCUGGUGAAGCUGUAGUCAAGUACUUCAGCCGUCAGACAGAUGCCAUGCCCUCCGCGUGUGGAUCAUUUGCACGACUUCCUGGAGACAACUCGGUCCUCGCCAGGAAUUGUUCCAACUGGGGAAAAGACGGUGGCUAUCACAUUGGUAAAUGGGGACAUAAAGGAUGGCAUGAGUUGUAUGAAUAUGCAGCAUUUAUCGCGUUCGAUUAUCAUUGGGCCCCUAAUCCAGCCUUUGAAGACGACAGAAUGGAAUGUGAUGAUCGUGGAACUGUUGUCUCUCCUGGAGACUUCUGGAAGAUUUAUGUGCGUUAAACCACUUCAUACAAUCCUGGGAAUUUAGAAUUCAUCAAUGGGACAUUGUAUCAACUGUAAACGGAACACUAAUAAGACGUUAUUUGUUACAAUACUUUGCGUCUCAUAGUGUCUUGCAUUAGUAUACUAGAGGAAUUUUACUAAUGGCUGGUGUUGUACGAUAGCUUAGCUAAUCAGAUUGGAGUAUUUGCAUAAGUGCACAAGCAAAAUUCUACUGAAACUCAACAGGAACAUAUAACUAACAAAAGCUACAGGCAUAUUGAUAGCACAAGCAGAGAAAAUCCACAUUAUGAUAAUGGGAAAUAAACGAGUAAGUUUUCCACUCUUUUUCUCACAGUGUUCAUUUAAAAAAAGAAAACGUUUUAUCCAGGUCCAUGAAACAAAACAGGCAAAAGCAGAAAAUCGUUUCAAGGCACUUUCAACUUUCCCAGAAGAUUAAAGGGUUUGUACCCCGGAGUUUAUAUUAAAAGACAACCCGAAGCGGUGGCUUCGAGCCUCCACUCGAAAUUAAAUCAGCCAUGGUCAGCAGAUGUUUUUGUCGGCCUGUUAAUUAUGAUGCGAACCUUUGAAAAAAAAAAAACUGUUUAAACAAAAUCGUUCUCCUUAAAAGUGAAAAAUAAAAGUGAAAUGGCGACUAGUAACGAUGUGAAAUAAUCUAAACGUAUCUGAACCUCUCACGGACACUCGCCUUUCAUUCCUCAUAAGUCAAAAUUAGUUUUUGGCACAAAAGGGUUAACAAGGUUUUAGCACAGCAGGAAAAAACUGCUCGUUCGCGAACUGUCAACCUUUCUCAAUGCAGUCUACCGGUUAGACCGGUUAAAUGUCUUGAUGUGCUAUUAAAUUCUUAGAAAUAACUUUAAAGGCUACAUACGGUAGUACAGAGUAUGUGUAUUGCAUCCUGAAAACUGUGUGAUGAUUUUGAGCUUAACUUUGUCUCGUAAAAUCAGAGGGCCGGGGUCCACAGGGAGCAGAUGUUUGAUGAUUCAUGUUAAUUAUUAACAAAAGUGUUCGACAAACAUUUCUGGCCUAACUUCGUCAGUUUGUAAGGAAAUCUCUUUACAAGUGAAAGAUGGUAAUGAAAGGAAACACGAAAAAUUCGCGAAAGAAUCUAAAUUGACUUUAGUAGCAUCGUACAAAAUCAAUCAAUCAAUAAAAUGAUUAAAUGGUUUUGACACAGCAGGGGAAAACGGAUCGUUCUCGAACAACCAACCUUUCUCAAUGCAAGUUUACUAGUCUAAAUUUGAGUGAAAGUGUGAACGUGAAAGAAAGACAAGCAAAAUUGAGAAAGCAUCUUAAUUUUAGUAGCAUCGAACAUCUAACAAAAUUAGACUCGUUUAUUAAUUUAAAAGGUGCUGCUUCUUUCAUGUCAGAUACUCAAAAUGACACAAAGAUAAAAGAAAGCCGAUUUUAAUUUCAAGGCACAAAUUACCAGCUACAAUACAAUUAAUACAAUACCAGUCAAACGGAACAAGUCAAGCAGCUCCAGCUAACUUCAGCGCUCUCAAAAGCUAAAAUUCAAGCAGAUACUGACUCGCUGAUCUUUAAUUUAAUGACAUAUGGCUAGUCUGUGGCUAAAUCAGUUCAGGGUUGUGGUUGUGAACAUUCUGUCAGUUUUAUUUGCGAUGGCUAACAAAGACUUUUGCGGAAGCCUUUUUGAAAGUCAUGUGGGUGAGUAAACCAAAUAGAAACUAACACGUCUCUUAUUUUCUUACUAACUAUUAUUUUCACAUGGAACUUCCUUUUCUUCUGCUUCCGCUGUCAGCUUGUAUUUUCUGUUUGUUUGCAUGAAGAAAACGUACGCCGGCCGGUCUACUUUUUGAUUUCAGACCAUACGUUAGUUGACCACGCCAUGGGUAAAGCUGUUGUUGUCGACGAGUUUGCAUGUCUGCAUAAAUGCAUCGAAAAUCACAAGUGCAAGUCGCUGAACGUUCAGUCCAGUGGCAACAAGUCAGAGGUUAUUUGCGAGCUAAACAACAAAACACGACAGAUGACGCCAGAUGCUUUUCAACGGAAACAAGGAUCUACAUACUACGGCUCUGUUGAGGCAAGUGGCAUUAAAUGGGAUCCUGCAUCGAUGGUUCCACAGAUCAGGAUAAACGAAGUGCAGACUGCCAUCCAGGGUACAAAGGAGAACGAUGCCAAACCCCUGUUGUUAGUCUUAUUUUGUAAACAGCAACAAACAUACUGUUCAAAUAGACAGGUGAAACCUAAGGGACGGAGAUUAACACGUAACGUUAAGCGUAGAUUUUCAAUUUCAGUCAGACGAGGUUGGUUUUCACAUCAGCCAGGUCAUUCAUGCAAAGACAUCCGGGACUCUGGAGAUGCCAAAGGAGACGGGGAGUACUGGAUCGACCCCGAGAACAAUACAAAUUCUUUAUUAGUGUACUGUGACAUGACCACUGACGAUGGUAAGUUAGGGCCCGGACGCACUUGGCGAAUUUUUGUUUAUUUUGCAAAAGUAUUUGUCAUCAGUUCCGUUCUACACGUUUGCACAGUGUUUUUGUUCCUCCAAAAAUUUUGUCAAACCGUACCAAACUUCAAAGGCGCCGUCGUCCUGCCUCGGAGCAGGAAAAAUUUUUGUUAAGCGUCAAAACUGUCAGAUUUUACAAUUUGCAGGCGUUAAUCUGAUUGAAAAUGUCAAUCAAGUAAAUUUGAUUUUGCUUUUUAGAGUCUAUACAUUCAAUGCUAUUGACACUUGUGGUUAUCAAAUAUUUUGAUGUUUUCAAGUGCGUACGCGAUUACCAAAUUCAAAAUUUGGUGGAGACAAAAUUUGUCGACAUUUUUGGCAGACCCAAACAAAUCUUGCAACCUAGUGCGUACGGUACCUUGAACGAUUUUCUGUUUUAGUAAGAGGCGGUGCCUGAAUUUUUAUUGCACCGCCUCAUUUGAUGGGGGAACAACUACAAUUACUACAGUUAGAGAGGUUUUCAUUUGAGUGUCGAAAAGUAAUUGGUUUUGCAUCAUUUACACUUUACGAUUGGCUUAAAAUUAGAAAUACUCAGACACCG